GCUCUCGCAUAAGAACCGAUUGAAGAACUAGACGCGUUUAAGAAAAAGGAAAAGUGUAUCGUGCAAUGAAGAUAAUCAUUUCUGUUACAGGUGGGCGACGCGACUCAUUCGAGGACUCAUCCGAUCUUGAGGACUCUUUCUUUGUCAUGCCGAACUUCUUCGAUAUGGACAGAAUCAGGCAGAAUCUGUUGAACUACUUCUGGAACAUACCCAAUCCCUUGAACAUCAAGGUUCCCGAAGGAGCAAACACAACUUCCACCACUAAGAUCAUUGACGGCCACGUGGUAACGAUCAACGAGACGACGUAUACGUCGGGCGACGACACCAGCGGUACCGCGUUCCGCAUCCGCAUCAUCGACGUGAAGCCGCAGGACGACACGGUGCCGCCGAUCGGCAGCGAUGCGAACACAAUGUCGCCGAGGGCGACAGAGAAUCCGGGAAGCGCCGAGACGGUCGAGGACUUCAACAAUGAGAUACCGAAGAACGGAGGAGACACAUUGAACGCUUAAAAACGAGAAGGAAAACGAGAGAAUAGAGGGAAGCGCUCAUGUCGGCGAUAUACGUGCCCGGCAACGUAGUAUAGUAUCGUGGUCGACCUGGUCGCGAUCCUCGACGGAUGUAGUAGAGUAAUAUUUGAUGCGAUAUGAGAGCGCAUCACGUUAAAAUAACGAUAUUAUUGUAAUAGUUACGUUUCCUUUUUUUUCCCGUUGUUUUACUAUCGCUUCUCGCGUAUCGAUACACUACUGUCGAUCGGUUUACAGUGUUUGCCCGCGCUCUAGAAGAAUUACUGUCGCUGAAAGAACUGGAAUAUUGUGAAAAUACACACACACACACAUUUAUAUAUAUAUAUAUAUAUAUAUAUAUAUAUACACACACAUAUAUACACAUAUAUAUACACACACACACGAGUGUGUGCAUGGAAAUAUAUAAAUAAUAUAUACAGUGAAAAAAAUGAUUUUUUUUUAAUUGAGAAAAUCAAUUCGUUUAAUUCAGUUUUAAAUUAUUGAGAAAUAUUAAUUGCCCCGUUAUCAGUGGAAUUUAAUGUUCAGCGUGCGUCUCCAAUAACGGGAUUCGGUAUUAGUGAACAUGUUGCAAAGAGGCUUGUUAGCGCUCUCUGGAAAUAAAACGUUACGUUGGAAUUUUUUUACGCUUUCCAAAUUUCUCUCGUGUUCAGAGAGAUCCUUCCUGAUUUAUAACAUUUACACAGAAAUCUGCAUAUUUAAUUUCGAUACGACUUUAACGAAUUGCAUUCUACAAACUAGUUGAAAUCAUUGCUAAACUGGUAUCCAACGAACGCGUAUACGUUACAUAUAUGAGUGGACGUUCGUUUGUGUCAUUUUCUCUCAUACUCGAGCGCCGCUCAAAGAAGGUGAAAGCGUCGACACGCAAAGCCAAAUGCGUCACCACAGAGUUCCUGCGUUGACAAAGAUAAUUAUUUAUACAGAAGGAGCUAUUUUGUAAUAAUAUCGACACAGCGCUCAAUUAAUUACACACUGAGAGAAAAAAGAAUGAUCGAUCUAACUAAAAUUAUAAUUAUUCUCGGCUCCAGCCGUAUUUCUUUUUGGUCGUUUCAACACGGAAAUAGUAGUAGUAACUUGCAUAUAAGAUUAUUAUUGUUAACGCACGAGUAAUAAAAUUAAAAAAAAAUGGUUUCUUGAUUAUAAUAUUUAGUUGUUUCUAUAGAAUUGAAUAGUUACAAAUACAAAAAGAAUUUUUUUUUCAGUGUAUCGUUCAUCGAGCGUAACAUUUAUCUGAUCUUAGGCGCACCAGAUUUCUCACGUAAACGCUCGUUACGUGCCGUACGAGACUAAUUACAAAUGCGAGCUAGACGACUAAAUUGCUGGUUAUAGUCGCAUUAUGACUUUCAGUUCCGUAUAUCGCGCAACGACGCGGAGGAUUGUUGUCCUACGAGCGAUUGCGUGGUUGAUAUUUAAUAAACGUAUGCUUCCUACGUAUAUUCUAUCCUCAGAUAUUUCAUCCUCUUUCAGUUUCUUCGACAAUGGGAUCUUCAGCAAAGCACACUACGUUAGACAGUAUGUGUCAGUUAUAUGCGAUCAAGUAUUUAUACGAGUGAACGUUCGUAAACGAUUUACAAAAGUAAUAGCGGCUUCACGGAAAAUUCGACCCAUGCUUCAGUGAAUCUAUUAUAAGUUUAUACAAAAACAUGUACGUUUCUUUCUGUAGUAUUACAUAUUCGUGAAUUUUAAUAUACUUACAGAUGUAUCUCUCCUAUAUAAAGUAAGUCAUAUUGUAAGCUGGUUAGAAAGAGAGAGAGAGAGAGAGAGAGAGAGAGAGAGAGAGAGAGAGAGAAUAUUAUUGAUUAUUAUCCUGAUAACACACACACACACACACGUGAAUAUCAUCUCGUGUGCGCGCGAUUCGCGUGUCUCCGAAUUGAAAUGCCACGCGACAAUCUCGAAAUUUUUGCGUCCGACAAUUCGCGGACAGUCACGGUCGAUGGAAAAACCAAAUUAAAUUUUCACUAACGCAGA
Molecule: messenger RNA, 2492 nt
Organism: Odontomachus brunneus
Lineage: Eukaryota; Metazoa; Arthropoda; Insecta; Hymenoptera; Formicidae
Gene: vir-1
Product: icarapin-like
Exons: 3
Coding region: 66-509 (147 amino acids)
Source: RefSeq, a predicted model, not a curated record